AUAAAAACACCAAUCCCACCCUCCAACCCAGCACAAAGCCACAAAAAGCAACCAAAAAAUUAUAAAGAAAACCAUUCUUUUUCUCUUUCAUCCUCCACUGUCAAGGAGUGUGUCUCACUCACUUCACAGCUCUCAACCAAAUUUCUCUGUUCUUCAAUGCCCCAAGAGAUGCAUAUUACUUCAUGACAAAACAAAGAUGAGUUCUGGUGUGUUUCAUGUCCCUGAAGCAAGCUUUUAAGAUCUGGGGAGAGAAGGGCCUACCAUUUUCAGAUUCACAAUGCCAGUUCCUCUUGCUCCAUAUCCAACACCCCCUGCACCAUACAUGCCACCUGCAAAUGCAGGUACACAAAGCCAGCUAGUAUGUUCUGGCUGUCGCAACCUUUUGAUGUAUCCAGUCGGAGCAACCUCUGUGUGCUGUGCAGUGUGCAAUGCAGUCACAGCAGUACCUCCACCAGGCACUGAAAUGGCUCAGUUAGUCUGCGGUGGCUGCCACACAUUACUAAUGUACAUUCGUGGAGCAACGAGUGUGCAGUGCUCGUGCUGCCACACUGUCAACUUAGCUAUGGAAGCAAACCAGGUUGCACAUGUGAACUGUGGCAACUGCAGAAUGCUACUAAUGUAUCAAUAUGGAGCAAGAUCUGUGAAAUGUGCAGUGUGCAAUUUUGUGACAUCAGUGGGGGUUUCAGCAAGCACCAACGACCAGAAGUAAUAAACUGAAAGGUGAAACCGCUAAGCUUGUACCAUUGGAUGUGUCUUUCCACAAGCAAAGGAAACCUCUCCUUGCUGCAUGUAUUGAGUUAUUUCUUCUCGCGUGAUUGUAAUACAAAUAAAGCAGUUUUGCCCUUUUGAAUCUGCAAAUAAUGUUAUAUCCAAUGACUUGUUAGUUCAAAUAUACAUGAACUUUGCUGUAA
Ipomoea nil (Japanese morning glory) is the source of this 911-nucleotide messenger RNA. RefSeq names its product protein LOL1. The transcript has 6 exons. The coding region runs from base 278 to 709 and encodes 143 amino acids. The record is from RefSeq and is a predicted model, not a curated record. Lineage: Eukaryota; Viridiplantae; Streptophyta; Magnoliopsida; Solanales; Convolvulaceae.